UUAAAGUAAUGAUACACUAUUCAAAGUGUGGAGUGAGUGAACAACACAACACUCUCCCUUAAAUGCAUUCAAGUAGGACAGAAACAAAUUUUAUAAGAAGAAUUUUCGUUCUCCAUAUUAUGCUUCUUUUUUCUUUUUCUUUUUUUUUUUUUUUUCUUUCUAUAUAUUGUUUUUCUAAUAAAUUUUUUUUUUUUUUUGGUAAUUAAAAAAUAAAUACUGUAAGUAAAAAUUACUGUACUAGUACCACAACAAACACGGAGGGAGUGACUGACUUUUACAUUUAAAUUCAAAGAGAGCAUGACUAUGGCAACUUCAAUGGCGGGUCGAGGCCUGCCCACCGCCAACUCUCAUUUCUCUCAACCCCUCUCUCUGGUCACGUCCAUAUCCUCGCUUCUUCAAACCCUAGACCCACAAAGCCCUAAUUCUCCCAAUCCCAAGCAUUCUCCACUCAACCAAUUCUCUUCACACUUGAACCCUAACUUAGUCAUUGAUGUCAUCAACAACCAAACCAACCCUCACCAUGCCCUCUUCUUCUUCAAAUGGGCCUCAAACCCUAACCCUAAUCCCAACAAAUACUCUCACCCUUUCAUUUGUUACAUUGCCAUCACUGACCUCCUCAUUUCUCAUAGCUUGUUUUCCACAGCAGCUUAUCUACUUGAAUCGUCGAACAGACUCUCCGAUUUUAUGAUGGGUAAGUUCAUCAGAGCUCACGGCAAUCGCGGCAACAUACGAGGUGCUAUUCACUGGUUUCAUAUCGCCAAAAGGAGAGAGUUUGGUUGUUGUUUGUUUUCGUAUAAUUCGAUUUUGGGGGUCUUAGUGAGAGCGAAUCGAAUAAAAUUAGCAAAGGCUUUCUUCGAUCAGAUUGUCAAUGAAGGUGUGUUGGAACCGGAUGUUUCCACUUGCACUACAAUGAUCAGAGGGUUUUGUAAAAUGGGCAUGAUUGAGGAUGCAAAGAAGGUGUUCGACGAAAUGAAAUGUGAACCAAAUUUAAUUACUUACAACACCAUCAUUAAUGGGUUAUGCAAGAGGGGUUUAAUGGAGAGUGCACAGAGAACCGUCGAUCGCAUGAGAGAGAGCAGGGAUUACUUGCCGGAUACAGUGACUUAUACGACUUUGAUUGAUGGGUAUUGUAAAAGAGGUGAAUUGGACGAGGCACAUAAGUGUUUUGAUGAGAUGGUGGGUCAAAAUUGCAGGCCAAAUGUGUUCACAUACAAUGCUCUGAUUUUUGGUUUGUGUUUGAACGGUAAUAUUGAUGAGGCAAAGAGGAUGAUGACAAGGAUGAGAUUAAAUGGCUUGAAGGAUAAUGUCGCGACACAUACAAGUUUAUUGAAGGGGUAUUGUAUUGUAGGGAGAUCAGACGAGGCUGCCAAGCAUCUCAAGGAAAUGGUUAGUCUUGGGUUGAAACCUGAUGUGAAGUCAUAUGGAGUUGUUGUGAAUGAAUAUUGCAAAAUGGGGAAACCAAAUGAAGCAAUUGCACUUUUAAUGGAAAUGAAGAGAAAAGGCAUUAAUCCAAGCGUUUCUAGUUUCAAUGCAGUAUUUAGGAUUCUUGUGGAGUCCUUGGAGCUUGAUAGGGCUAUUCUUCUUUUGAAGCAGAUGCCACAGAUGGGUUGUCGUCCAAACUUCUUGUCAUAUAACACGGUGAUACAUAGCCUUUGUAGAGCCAAGGGAAGGAUGUCAGAAGCUGAACAACUUGUCCGUGACAUGCUUAGUGAUGGUCAUAAUGUUGAUGCCACGAUGUAUAGUUGCUUGGUUGAGGGAUAUAGCAAGCAUGGGAAUGAGGAAAUGGCAGAACAAGUUUUCCACGAAAUGAUAAACAAGGGCUAUGCCAUUAAUCUUGAAAGCUUUUCUGUUUUUGCCAAGGAGUUGUGUGCAAAGGGUAAGGCGUUUGAGGUUCAGAAAUUCUUUGAGGAGAUGUGUGGGAAAUGUCCUGUAAUUGAUGCGGAUAGUUACAGGAGGAGGUUAUUGGAGUAUCAUUGAAUAACAAAUAGGUGACACACGAUCAAGCUACCAGAGAUCAAAGUAACCAUAAUGCAAGUGGAUGAUAAGAGAAAACACCAGUUUGGGAAUGGGGGUUCAAGUUUGGCAGCUUGAAUCCAUUUUGGUUAUUGAGAUUCAGUGUCAUGUUUUCUGUUAUAUAUGGACAUCCGGGAGGAGGGGUAACUGCCUGUUUUUUUUUUUU
Molecule: messenger RNA, 2179 nt
Organism: Cornus florida
Lineage: Eukaryota; Viridiplantae; Streptophyta; Magnoliopsida; Cornales; Cornaceae
Product: pentatricopeptide repeat-containing protein At1g09900-like
Exons: 1
Coding region: 298-1977 (559 amino acids)
Molecular function (GO): protein binding
Source: RefSeq, a predicted model, not a curated record